Molecule: messenger RNA, 5873 nt
Organism: Astrephomene gubernaculifera
Lineage: Eukaryota; Viridiplantae; Chlorophyta; Chlorophyceae; Chlamydomonadales; Astrephomenaceae
Source: the annotation of a GenBank genome assembly
CAGGUGGAGGACAACCUGCCGCCGCUCAGGGCGGCGUCAGCAGCCGUGGCAGCGGCAGCGGCGCCUGGCGGCGCCGCUGCCGCCGCCGCCGCCGCGGCUGCUGCCUCCUCCUCCGCCGGCCUGGUCCUGCAGUCCAUGGAGGCUGUCAACCGGCUGAGCAAGGGCUUCCGAACGGACAUGGUGACCCGGCAGCGGCCGCAGCUGGCGGCGCUGCUGGUGCGUGCGCUGGAGGUGGCGGUGGCGGCGCCGGCUGCUGCGCCCGCCAACAAGCUGCUGCGGGCGCGGUUCAUCAGCUUCGUGCACCGGCUGGUGGAGUGCCUGGGUCCCGCGCUGCUGCCGUACCUGCCGCCCGCGCUGGAGGUGCUGCUGUCCACGCAGACAGACGUGCAGGACAUGGUGGACCUGGUGAGCCUGGUGAACCAGCUGCUGGCGCGGUACCGCGAGGCGCUGCGGGGGCUGCUGGAGGCGCUGCUGCCGCCGCUGGUGCUGCGGCUGCAUGCGGCACUGGGGGCGGACUGGGACUGGUCGGGCAAGCUGGCCUCGCCCGCGGCCAUGAGCCCCGCUACGGACGGAGCUGCGGCCACCCUGGAGGACGCUCGCGAGCGCGGCGAGCUGCAGCGCGCCUACUACCUGCUCCUCUCCGCCAUCACCAGCAACGCAAUGAGCGGCGCGCUGCUGCAGGUGCCGCCCGGGGCGCUGGAGGCGGCGGUGGUGGGACUGACCCGUGGGGCGGCCACGCAUGUGGACGCCAACGUGCGGCGCACGUGUCUGCAGGUGUUCUCCCGCCUAGUUGGGGACUGGUGCGGGGCACCGCCGCAGGGGGCUGCUGGGGCUGCUGGUGGUGCCGCUGCUGCUGGAAGUGCGGAUGCCGCUGCCGCCGCCGCCGGCGCUGCUGCCAGUGCUCCUGGCGGCGAGGUGGUCCCCGGCUUCCGUCGUUACGCGAUGGAGCGGCUGGGCGAGGAGGCGUGCAUUGUGGGGCUGUUGCGACCGGCGGUGGGGGCGGCAGCGGUGGCUGCAGGGGGCGGGGGUGGCUCCUCGGGUCCGCUGCUGGACGUGCGUGACGCGGCGGUGCUGCACCUGCUGGGGGACGCGGCGAGCGCGCUGAAGCUGAUCUACGCAAAGUGCGGAGAGGAGUUCCCGGCUCACCUGGUGGGUGCGGUGCUGCCCGCGCUGGGUCUGGCGGCCCCCGCGCAGCAGCAGCUGGUGUACCUGAUCCGCGAGGGCGAGGUGAAGCAGCUGCGGGAUUACCUGCGCGCGCUCAUGACGCAGGCGCAGCAGCAGCAGGCACAGCAGCAGCAGGCGCAACAGCAGCAGCAGCAGCAACUUGCGGCGGCAGCGGCUGCCGUAGGGAGAUGAUGUGGCUCAGGAGGUGUGUUGGUAGGGGCACAUUGUCAUGCUUGUUUGGGCGUGUGAGUAGUGCUUCGCGGGCUCGGUAGGGCUUUGUGUCGUGGUUGGUUUACGGGUACGGGUACCUAGUUGUAGACUGCUGUGCAUGGGUCAAAGAGGAAAAGUUGGUGUGCGGAUGGAGAUGGGGGCUUGGGGCUGUGGAAGGGCUCUAGGGGAGUGUUUGUGUCAUGGGGUGCGAAAGCUGCCGGUCAGUUGGGCGCCUGGCGAAGCGGCUUGCAGGGUGGAGAGGCUGUGUGUGCUGCCACAGCGUAGAGACGGUUUGCGACGGUCUGCCGCAUAGAGCGGGUUGGACGAGCCCUGCAGUCUGGCGUACGGCAGCUGGUUUAGUGCGGGUCGUACGAUCCAGCCGGCAUUGCGGUUCGCCAUUCUGCGCCGCUUUAGGAGGCGAUCUACAUGUGAGAUGGCACUCGGACGAUAGGGUGAAAUGGAUAGAGUAGACAGGACGGUAGUGUGCCUUAGGACGAAGGAAGGACGAAGAAAGCUGGGGCUUGAUUAGUGGUAACUGUAGUUAGGGUUACGGCUGUUGAGGAGAAUAUUCUGGCACGUAUCCUGGCAUGUAGACGAUUACCACUAGGGUAACGGAACCAAGUGCAGAGGUCGGUGACAUGGCGAGGAUGCAGGCUGGCGGGUUGCUGCUUUGGGGCUUGAAGAGAGACGUACGGCAUCUAGUGAUGACGCGGCAUAGCGGGAUGUUGGCGACAACUUGCAGCAGCAGGCGGAGCUGCCGGCUGCAGUCUGCGCAUGCAGGGUGCGUGCGCCGGGUGCUUGGGUGGCGUGUUGGUGCCAGUGACGGGAGGGGUCAAAGUAUCAUGCAUGUCGUUGUGUGCUGUUGUGGAUGUCAAGAAGACUUGCAUGUCCGCGCUCAGGAUGCCUAGUUGUGCGGCACCACGGGGUGACAUGGCUUGCGUGUGCCGUUGCUAGCUGGGGUGGCUUUGUCGGAUGCCGGUCACAUGAAAAGGUCCAGGCGCAACGUGCUUGCAGUGGGCUCCGGUGGGUCAGCUGGCACAGGUUGCAUGAGCUUCCCUCUAGUGCUAUUGUGCGCUGUAUUUUGCACGGAUGAGCGAAGGCAUUGCACUACAUAGCUUUGCCCUUCAUGGUUUCUUGGUAAGCAUGGGCGGUGUUGCCGUCGGGCGCGCAACGGCCAAAGUCAGGCGUCACUGGCAAACUUCCUCGUGUGCAAUGCCAUUGCUGCAAAGCUAUAAGACGUGCAGGUAGGUCAGGGUCAUUUGACUGUUGCAUGCUUCGAUACGUAUCUUUGUGCCGUAUUGUGGAGGGAAUGUGCCAACCCCCAACCGACUUGGCUUAAAUAUGAGUCGCGUCGUAAGGAUCAGUGUUCAUAAGCACACAGUAAGCGCUAAACAGGGCCUGCGCUGGUGCAAAACGCCUUAGCUUUCGGUCAUCGGGGCAGCGCGCUCUAUUUGGCGACAGCUAUUUGCUUUUCUGCAUACUCUGAACUAAUACAUUCAAGUAGCAAAGCCUUGCAACACUCGCGUUGUGCCAGGAGCUAAUAGCAGUGCUAAAGGGCAAAAGAACCCUAACAUGCUUCUCCACGGCUCGUCCAAGUGCUUCAGGCUGAGCGGAAGGCAUCCGUCAACGCGAUGGGUCAUGCCGGUUGGAGCGCGUGUUCCUGUACAUGUUCGAAUGCCAGCAUGUCGGUACCAGGCGGAUAAGGCACAUCCUACUGAGUCUACAUCAGACAUCGGCGCAGGUUACACAGUAUCAGAGCCAAUUUCCGACAACGGCACAGAAAUAGUGCAAGACGACCUAGCGGAGCUCCUGACGUUGCUACCGGAGGACAUCCGCGAGCCGUUAGUCAACCACCCCCAACGAGCUAGCCUUGUGGAGGUGGUGUUGGACCUGGGUCGGCAGCCCGAGGCGCGCUUCCAGGGUAUUCCCGCGGGGGAGUACCUGCGGGACACGGAGAUCACCGCUGCGGAUCUGGAGGCGGCGGUGGCGGCAGUCGGCGAGUUCGGCGCUGACAACCGCGCGGGGGUGCCUGGCACGUUGCACCGCAUCUCAGCCAUCCGCAACCGGCGGGGGGCUGUCAUCGGGCUCACCUGCCGCGUGGGGCGAGCGGUGAGCGGGCACGUGUCCAUGCUGCAGGACCUGAUUGAGAGCGGCCACUCCGUGCUGCUGCUGGGGCGGCCGGGUGUGGGCAAGACCACCGUCAUCCGGGAGAUGUGUCGUACUCUGGCGGAUGAGUACCGCAAGCGGGUCGUCAUUGUGGACACAUCGAACGAGAUCGGAGGGGACGGCGACGUGCCGCACCCCGCCAUCGGCGGUGCUCGGCGCAUGCAGGUGGCGGAUGCCAGCCAGCAACAUGCGGUCAUGAUCGAGGCCGUUGAGAACCACAUGCCCCAAGUGGUGGUUGUGGACGAGAUCGGUACGGAAGCCGAGGCGCUGGCCUGCCGUACAAUCGCCGAGCGGGGCGUGCAGCUGAUCGGUACGGCACACGGGUGCCUGCUGGAGAAUCUGAUCAAGAACCCCACCCUGUCGGAUCUGGUGGGCGGAGUGGCGGCGGUGACGCUGGGAGAUGAGGAGGCGCGAACGAGGGGGACUCAGAAGACGAUCCUGGAGCGCAAGGCCCCGCCCAGCUUCCCCAUCCUGGUGGAGAUGCGCGGCCGCAACUUCUACGUGGCUCACUGGGUGCAGGAUAGCGUGGAUCAGCUGCUGCUGGGGCGCAUGCCGGUGGUGCAGGUUCGCGAGCGCGACGCCGCCCAGCCCGCGGGUCUGCGGGUCAGCGAGCUGCCGUACGACCAGGUGCCCGACCCGGAGCGCACCUCGGACCCGGCGCGCAACAGCUGGGACGAGGACUACGAGGCGGCUCUGCGGGAGAUGCACGGGGGCAGCUCCGACCCCUCCGCCACCCGCUUGUGGAGCCCGGGGAGGGUCCGAGGGCGGGGCAGCAGCAGGGACGGAAGCGCCUCGGGCCCCGCCCCCGGUGCCGCCUCCCGCUCCUGCUUCGUGGCCCCGCGGGCAGCGGUGGGUGCCGCCGCGUCCACCCCCUCAUCGUCGCUGAACGGAGCUGGCAAGAAGGCGCUCAAGAAGGGCCGGAAGUAAGGGGCAGGACGAGGUUGUGUUGGGGUGUUACCGUGUUAGUAAACUGAGCCUCGAGAGCGGGGAAGGCUGAUCCGACCUGCGCUGACUUGCUUCGUUUCGUCGUGUGGUGUAUGGUGGUAGCGGCUGGUACAGAGCUGUAGCAAACCCUUUCACGAGCGCCUGUAGCAGCCCAGUGGGUAGAAAGCAACGAGCGGCGAUAAGCUGCACCGUGCCCUUGGUACGCGUUGCUGCGUUCUGUUAGCCGUGCAUGGGCGGUUGUGAAGGAGUACGAGAAGUAAGUAGGGGGAGAAGAAAAAAUCCUUAGUAAUCCUGUGUUUGAAUGUUUCGUUGUACGACAAGCACUGCUACACAUGACUUUAUAGUUUACAUUCUACCCAGCUACAGCACACUGUCGCUGUCCCGGUGAUGGUGCGAGAGUGGAGACGGGGGUGGCAACUAGUCAGAUAGCCCUUCACUAGGCUUGAGGGACGACCCAGGGGUCGUAGGAGCCCCAGUGGCAGGGCCUGGAUUUUAGGGUUGUAUUGAACGGCGUGCUUUUGAAAUGCGGCGACAGCGCUCGAAUGACAUUUGCAGUCGCGUGCAUCACAGUUGGUGCCAUGACGGUCCUGCGGCGUCAUGACGGUAAUUUGUACCAUAUCCUGACCCGCGGGUCACUUUGUCACUUUGUAGGAGUCCUUGGUAUGAUGUGGUGUGGUUUGAUAGGUCCCUGGCAAAGCUGCUGUGUUGCAUUGUGGGUCGGUUUUACGGUGUUGGUCGCUCGCUCAGACUGGAGUCUGUCGUGGGGAAAAGGGGGCUCGACAGGAUCGCGAGCCCUGGUGGGUGCUAACGAUACACUGGGGUGCACGUGGCGGUGGUUCGUAGGCGCACGCGUGCUGCCUGGCUAUUGUGCUAACGCUUGAACGCAUGCAUUAUGCACGCGGCUCCAAAUCCUUGUCAGUACGAUUGGAGGUUGGAUUUUGUUGAUCAUGUUGGGUUGAGGAUUUCGUUUGGACGGCCCUUGGGGGCAGGGAGAGUCGAAGAAUUUCUUUGUACUGGUCGACUGUUGCACAUAAUCCCUGGACGCAUGUGCACCGUGUGGCAUCUUUGCUGAUUCAGAUUUGGUUUGGAAUUUGUGAUUUCGUGAUUCCAGUUGUCAUAUCGUUAUUUACUGUACCAUCGGGCCUUAGCUUGGUUGACAUCAUGGCAUGCCUUUGAUGUAUAUUAACAGUAACCGCGCGAUGCCUUGUGCAUUGGCAGCGUGUAUUGUAUGGCACGUGUGCGCAAGGAUUGGCAAAAACGCCAAAACACGUCUGAUUGCAAUAGCGAGGAGGGUUGUGCUAGACGUUUUUCAUGGUGAUGGCCGCUUGCAGUGGUAGCCGCCACUAGCAGGCGCUGCAAUCCAGACCUCCCCUGUAACCUGGUCACAC